This is a messenger RNA of Varanus komodoensis (Komodo dragon), 3150 nucleotides long. Its product is annotated as solute carrier family 12 member 3-like. Gene Ontology annotation, biological process: sodium ion transmembrane transport; chloride transmembrane transport; sodium ion homeostasis. Lineage: Eukaryota; Metazoa; Chordata; Lepidosauria; Squamata; Varanidae. Gene Ontology annotation, cellular component: membrane. Gene Ontology annotation, molecular function: sodium:potassium:chloride symporter activity. The coding region runs from base 1 to 3027 and encodes 1008 amino acids. The record is from RefSeq and is a predicted model, not a curated record. The transcript has 27 exons.
AUGGAGGAUUCCUCCUCAUAUAAGACCGUCUUUUCAAUCGGGAGGUUCAAGAUCCGGAAGCUACAGAGUGGGGUCUCCUCUGAACAAGCCCCUGGUACCAAUAAAAGCCUAUCAGGGGUGACAGCUCACUCACAAGCGGCGGAGGAGAAUGGAUCUCUUUCAGCCCCACCGGACUAUGAGACCACGAUUGAUGCUUUGCCACGAUAUGAAUUCUAUGCCCUCUCGGCACCGCCUGGACGUCGGAAGAUCCGGCCCUCACUGGACAUGCUCAGAAAUGCAGACCCGAGUAGUGCGGAACCUGGUACGAAGGAUGGGGAGGAGAAGGACGUGGAAGCGGACGAGCCAGAAGCAGAACCUGUCCGGUUCGGCUGGGUGACGGGUGUCAUGAUCCGGUGCAUGUUGAAUAUCUGGGGUGUGAUCCUUUAUCUACGUCUUCCAUGGAUAACCGCACAAGCUGGAAUAGGGCUGACCUGGCUGAUCAUUCUGAUGUCCUCUGUGGUGACCAGUAUCACUGGCCUUUCCAUCUCGGCCAUCUCCACCAACGGCAAGGUCAAAUCGGGGGGCACCUACUUCCUCAUCUCCCGCAGCCUGGGCCCGGAGCUCGGGGGCUCCAUUGGGCUCCUCUUCUCCUUCGCCAAUGCCGUCGCUGUCGCCAUGCACGUGGUGGGCUUCUCCGAGACCGUCAAGGACCUCCUGGUGGAAUUCGAUGCCGUGAUGACUGACCCGGUGAACGACAUCCGGAUUGUGGGCGUGAUCACGAUCACCGUCCUGCUUGGCAUCGCCUUGGCUGGCAUGGAGUGGGAGGCGAAGGCUCAAGUGGUCUUCUUCUUCGUUAUCAUGAUCUCCUUCAUCAACUACUUCAUUGGGACGUUCAUCCCCGCCACGCCAGAGAAAAUGGCCAAGGGCUACUUCAGCUAUCGUGGUGACAUCUUCUUGGAGAAUAUCGGGCCUGAAUGGCGAGGCGAGUCCGGGAGUUUCUUCGGCAUGUUCUCCAUUUUCUUCCCAUCAGCCACAGGGAUCUUGGCUGGAGCUAAUAUUUCAGGAGACCUCAAGGACCCGGCUGUGGCCAUUCCCCAGGGGACACUGAUGGCCAUCUUCUUGACCACCUUGACGUACCUGGCCAUCGCUGCCACCAUAGGGACUUGUGUGAUCCGGGAUGCCAGUGGCAGCAUGAAUGACACUCUGGGGACCUCCAACUUCACAGGCGGGGACUGUGUCGGCCUGGGCUGUCUGUCUGGGUGGAAUUUCACAGAGUGCACCGAGGCCGGGACCUGCGAAUACGGCCUUGCCAAUGACUACCAGACCAUGAGCAUGGUGUCGGCAUUCAGCCCCCUCAUCACAGCUGGCAUUUUUGCGGCCACGCUGUCUUCCGCCUUGGCCUGCCUUGUUUCUGCUCCCAAAGUCUUCCAGUGCCUCUGCCAGGAUAAUCUGUACCCCCUCAUCGGCUUCUUUGCAAAGGGGUAUGGAAAGAACCAGGAGCCUCUGCGGGCUUAUGCCCUGACCUUCAUCCUGGCCAUUGCCUUCAUCCUCAUUGCCGAGCUGAACACCAUUGCACCCAUCAUCUCCAACUUCUUUCUGUGCUCCUACGCCCUCAUCAAUUUCAGCUGCUUCCAUGCCACCAUCACCAACUCCCCCGGCUGGAGGCCUUCGUUCCGCUACUUCAGCAAAUGGACGGCCCUCUUUGGCUCCGUCGUCUCUGUGGUCAUCAUGUUCCUGCUGACCUGGUGGGCCGCCCUCAUUGUCGUCGGCAUAAUCAUCGUGAGUCUGGCGUACGUCACCUACAAGAAACCAGAGGUGAACUGGGGCUCCUCCGUGCAGGCGGGCACCUACAACAUGGCGCUGUCGAACGCAAUGAACCUGACGAAUGUGGAGGACCACGUCAAGAACUUCCGGCCACAGUGUUUGGUCCUCUCCGGCCCGCCCAGCUUCCGCCCAGCCCUGGUGGAUUUCGUUGGCGCUUUCACCAAGGACGUGAGCCUCAUGAUAUGUGGGAACGUGGCCGAGAUUCGGGAAGCGGCGUGUGCCGAGAACUACACCGAGCAGCUGCAGUGGCUCAAGGCACGCAAGGUGCGCGCCUUCUACAACUUCAUCACCGUCGGGGACCUCCGAUCCGGGGCCAGGAGCCUCAUGCAGGUCUCGGGCCUGGGGCGCCUCAGACCCAACACUGUAGUUCUGGGUUACAAGCAGAAUUGGCAGACCGACUCUCCCCACAAUCUGGAGAAUUAUGUCAGCAUAAUACAUGACGCUUUUGACUUCAGCGCUGGAGUCUGUGUCCUCCGGAUGCGAGAUGGACUGGAUAUGUCCCGGAGAGUGAAGGCCCAAGUGAACUUGGGCUUUGAGGAUCCAGAAGCGGCUCUGAGCAGAGAGAAACCACAGCGUGACGCGUUCAGAGUAGUUGGGGCCGAGCCACACCUGGAGACGGUGUUCCAGGGCAAGCAGAAGAAGAAAAAUAUUGACAUCUACUGGCUCUUUGAUGACGGCGGCCUGACCCUCCUCAUACCCUACCUGCUCACCCGCCGGAAACGCUGGAGCUGCUGCAAGGUCCGAGUCUUCAUCAGCGGGCAGAUCGCCGACGCGGAGCAGCACAGGGAAGAGAUCCAGUUUUUGUUGAACAAAUUCCGCCUGGGCUUCAACGAGGUCGUGGUGCUGCCUGAGAUCAUGUGGAAGCCAGAAGAGACAAGUCAGAAAGAAUUUGAGGACCUCAUAGCCCCGUAUAGGCUCCAUGAGGGCCAGAAAGGUCCAGAAGCCACGGAAGGGUUGGAAAAGGAAUCCCCUUGGAAGAUCUCCAGUGAGGACCUCAGAGUCUACAGGAAAAAGUCUGAACAGCACAUGCGUCUCCAUGAGAUUCUACAGGACCAUUCCCGCAACGCAGCCCUCAUAGUCAUGAGCCUCCCCGUGGUGCGGAAAGGGGCCUGCCCCAGCGCCCUCUACAUGGCCUGGCUGGAGACCGUCUCCAGGGACCUGCACCCGCCUGUCGCCUUCAUCCGAGGGAACCAAGAGGACGCGCUCACUUUCUACUGCCAGUAGAAGGCAGGGCUCCGAAGAGCGGGCGAUGCAAGAGGCUGCGGGCAGCACCGGAUUUGACAGGAAAGCCGCACGGGAACGUGGCUCCUUGCCCGAGCCGGUCGGUCCCCGGCUGCAGCCGGGUCC